Molecule: messenger RNA, 1611 nt
Organism: Hydra vulgaris (swiftwater hydra)
Lineage: Eukaryota; Metazoa; Cnidaria; Hydrozoa; Anthoathecata; Hydridae
Product: toxin CfTX-A
Source: RefSeq, a predicted model, not a curated record
CGUUAAAACAGAAUGUACAAACAGUCAUUUUGAUAUAGUUGAGGUAUCACUUUUUGUAGUGUUAAAGAGAAAUCAUCUUUUGCAAUGGCUUCCGAUCAAGCGAUGCAAGAUGCAUUGAAUGCUUUGGCAAAUAUAGAGGAAACAGUAAAGAAGUCAUCUCUAGAUACUGAUAAUGUUCUUGCUACAAUUGAGAGUCUAAAAAAUGACGUAAAAAACAUGAAGGCUGAUGACAAUAAGUACAUUGAUGGUGCGAAAGGAGUUGUUGAUAUUGCGCAAAGCGUUGUUGAUAAUCUCGAUAAAUUUACGUCUGGUGAUGUCUUAGAUAUCUCCUCGGGAGCCAUUGGCUUAAUUGGUACAAUUGGUUCUGUUGUGGCUGGACCUGCGGGUCCUUUGAUUGCAGGAAUUUGCGGUCUAGUAACAUCUAUACUUCCGCUCUUUGGUGGAAACAAAGGUCCUUCAAUGGCUGAUGUCGUUUACAAUGUAAUUAAAGAUGCUUUAGAAGAUUUUAAAGAUGAAUCUAUCUACGACGGUAUCAUAUCUUCAGCAGAUAAAAUAAGACUACAAUUAACUUCUCUAAACGCUAUAGCUAAAACAAACGGUGGCAUCUUGAGUGAUAGUGAGAAAUCUUACCUGACACAGAUGGAUUUUGAGAAUGCUGGAUUAGAAGCCCUCGCUACGUUGCAAAAUCAAAUUCAAAGAUAUAAAAGUGCAAAUGAAGAUAAGAAAUCUAGCAGGCUGGCCAUGUAUUGUUAUUACUAUUCAAUGAUUUCUCUUCAAAAGGCUACAAUGCUAACGUUGAAAUGCAGUUUACUACGACUAAAUAACAUGGAUGGUGUUUGUGCUGCUGUUGAAGCGUGUUUAAACGAAGAUUUACCUAAAAACGGUAGAGAAGUUUUAGAUUUCAUCUCAGACAUACCAGAAAAUAGAGAUAGCUGGUGGCUAUUAUACCGAUGUCUUCAUACUGAACUUUCAGCUCAACAACGAGCAAUUCUUUCACAAUAUCGAAAUUAUGUUAAAUGUGCGCCAAUGAAUGGUCAGCUGUGCCAAAUUUACAAUAUAUAUCAAAGUGAGUACAUGUACCUAGCCAACGGCGAUUUUGCUUAUGAUAGUGAUCGAAGAAGAGUUUUUACUUGGAGAGAAAAGAAUAAGGUAGAUGAACAAGGUUUGUUUCGAAUCAUUGGUUCAUACGACAACUGCCAAAUAUAUGGAGUUUAUUAUGGUGAAUACUUGUACGCUGCCGAUUAUCCGUCAAGUGAUGGAGAUCGAAGAAAUGUUUUUACUUGGCGACCUGGCAAUGCUGUUAACCAAGGAGAUUGGCAAAUACAAAAUGAAACAAUUAGAAAUUUGAAGCAAAAUGAGUACAUGUACGCUGCUGAUUAUGAGCCGUAUGAUGAUAGUCGAAGAUACGUAUACACAUGGAAACCUGGUAAUCCAGUAACGCAAGGUGAUUGGAGAAUCAUUCCUCUCUCAUUUGAGCAAGAUGAUUUGAAAAAUGCAAAAAAUUAAAUAAUUAUUUUAAAUUAUUUUUAGAUGUUUAACAUUGAGUAGAAAUAUUUACAUUUUUAUAUUUUAAUGUAAAUUAGCAUCUGUGAAUAUAAUAGAAUAUAAAUA